UGGGUAUUCAUGAAUCUGUUGUUACCAUUUCGGAAAUGUGCUGCUUUUGUCAGAGGAAGAAAGACACGUGUUAGACUUCAAUAACAGACCUGAGCAAGAGUGCUUCUAAUUAUCCGCAGUGCUCGCUGUGAAAUGCAUGACAGAAAAUGAAGACCAAAUCUUCAUUUUUGGGUGAACCAUCACUUUCAGCUUCAGAAUAGACAUGUGAUCGAGUGUCCAGUGUUGUUCCGGACAGGUAUAUGUGUACACACGCGGGCUGACAGACAGCAGACUGCUGGAGAUUGCUUUCAUCGAGCUUUGGAGACUAUACACAGACUCUAAUUGUCAGUUUGGGGCAAAAUACAGUGGAAAGUUGCUGACUUGAAGCGACCAUGGGAAACGAGCAGUCAACUCAGAAAAAACGGCAGAAGGCAAAUGCUGAGAAAAAAGUCCAAAAUGGAGAGCUGAAUGGACAUGCAGUAGCAGCUCCAGAUGGAACUGAACCUGAAACUAGCAAAGAAGCAGCAGUGGAUCAAAAGAGUGAAGCCCCGCCAGCCCCUGUCACAAAUGAACCAAAACCACCAGAAAAAGAGGAGGUAGACAGCAGCAAAGCGAAUGGACCCGUACAUGUGGAAACGACCCCUGAGCAAAAAACAACGAAAUCAACAGAUGCUGAACCACCCAAAAAAGCUGCAAAGCCCAGUGGAGAUGAGAUGUCCAGCUUCCUUGGUAAAAUGUUCAAAAAGAAGAGCGAACCCGUGAAACCUGCAGCAGAAAACAACGAUUCAGUUGACGCACCGGUCAAAGCGGUGGAUCUAAAAAUCGACAUGCAGCCUGAUAAAGUCUUCAUUAACACAGACCAAAAGGAGAUUCUUGAGGAAGUCGCGGAGAAGAUCAAAUUGCAAUUGGUUGACUCCAUUCCCGUGCAACCCAUAAGUUCAGGUUUAUUGACAAAGCACGUCCCACUGGAGUCUUCAAACACAAAUGAGAUCCUCCUAGCUUGGCCUGCUACACAAGAACCAGUAGCUGUUGCAGAAAAACCAAUAGCUGAAGAGCCAUUUAAAAGAAAAGCCAGUGAGUUACAUAUAGGACAUCUGAAGUCUGAAGAGGAACCAUUGGUUGAUGCCAAGGCUGCAGAAGAUGAAGAACCUAAGACUGAAGAUGCCGUAAAGGCCUUGAAAGAAGACAAAGAACUCAUACAACUUGUUGAAAGCAUAAUAUCAGAAGAAAAGGAACAAGCAUGUGAGAACGAGCCAAAUGGUACCAAACAGAUUAGUGAUGACGCUGAUAGUGUGUCUUCAGUUGUAAAAUUAGCAGUUGAUACCGUCGAUGCUGAAGAAGCAGUCAUUGGAGCUGAAGAGCCAUUGCUGGUUGCUGAAGAAAUUGCAGAUAUUGUUGAUGAAAUCUUGCACAUCAGUCAGGAGCAAGAAAGUCUUGAUGCAGAAGAGUCAGAAGAACAUCAAAGGAACAAGUGCCAGGAGACUUUGGUCGUUACAGAGGAAUCAUUACCAUUAUCUGUGGAAGCAGCGCUGAUUGCCGAAGAAGAAAUUGCUCCUGCCACUUCUAAAUUUAUCUUAGCUGUUAAUGGAUCAGCGACUGUAGAUGAGGAAAGUUGGGUGAUUAUUGAAGAACCAGCUCGACCGUUGAACAUCUCUGGACUUUUAGAAGAACCUGCAUUUAGUAGAAGUAAAUGUUAUUCAGCAGAUUCUUCUCAAUUGCUUUCCCGACUGAGGUCCGCGUGCACUAAGGUUUUAGAAGAUGCUUCAUGUAAGCCGCUCAGUGUCAAUGUAUGUGCUGAUGAAAGCACUAUUCACAUCACAGUUGAGCUUUGUCCGGAUGAGUUCACAUGUCUGAAUAAGGAUCCAGUGGACAUAAAGACAAGCACAGAGCCAGAGCCGAAGACUGAAGCUCUCGAACCCAGUCCUGUGGAAGCUGCGGAAGAAAAUAACCCGUCAGAGGAGGCCGAAGCAGUAGACAAGACAGUUAUGAACUUUUUCAAAACAUUUGUCACUCCGACCAAAACAAGCAAAGAAGCCAAAGCCACUCCUGAUGCUUCAAAAGAACAGUCACAGAAAGAGACCCCACCAGCACCAUCAACAAAUGUACAGGAAGCACCCAAGGCACCUCCUCCUCCCCCAGCGCCACCUAAGAUGGAAAGCAAAGCAGAGCCGGCGGUAAAGAAAGAGGACACGUCUGCAACAAAAGCAACGGCAGCAGCUGCAACAAAAACAGAGGGAUCUGCCAAGAGCAAAACUAAAGACAGUGCAUUAAGCAAACUCUUCCGUUCAAAGCCUGUUGUGGUGGAAGAGAAAAAGCCGGUUGAGGUGCAGGCCGACGCGUCUAAGACCAGCACUCUUGAGGCCGCCGCCAAACCUGAAGAACCUCCAGCACCAAAACCAGAGGAGAAGAAACUCGAGAAGAAAUCCACUUUUGGAAGCAUGUUCAAACCCAAGGUACUGCUCGGCCAGGUGAGCAGCAGGAUCCAGGCAGCGGCGUCCAGCGCUGCCGCCAGCAUCUCCCGCAUGUCUGCUGCAGCGGCAUCAGAGCCCAAGAAGGAGACUCCAGCUGCUCCUCCCAUGGCAGAAGCCGCUCCAGCCGUGAAGGCCAAAGAGGAGGUGAAACCCGCCACUCCCGCACCGCAAGUGGCCCCGGACAACAAAUCAGCUGAAAGCACAGAUAACGCCUCCCCAAACAUGCCCCGCAAGCUAAGAAGAGGAACUCCCUCCAGCUGUUCUUCAAAAACCUGGGCCAAAAACGCCAUUCUGAUGCCGGAGUGCAAACGGAGCCUGUGGCACCCGAGAAGGCCAAAUAAAACCCCACCUUUGUUUUGAUUGCUCAUCUGUGCCAAAACCACUGGCAGCCAUGCGCGUAAGAACAUAUUUACCAUAGUUGGGAGGUAUUAUGAUGACUUGCAUGGCCCAAAUUUGAAGUAACUAUCAUAUAAAAAUCCCCAUGCAUUUAGUGAGGGCAGAAGCAAGUGUAAUGAUAUACUGUACACUGUUAAGCAAGUGCUACAUGUGUUUUCGACUGGAGGGAGGAACUUGUGUUGUUUUCCUGCAGAGAACCGGGUCAGUGUUGCGUGUGAAGUGGCAUGAGAUGGAAAAGUGAAAGUGAAAAUGUAAUCCUGCAUUUAAGAUAAACUCCCUUUUCUGUGCAUGAUAAAAUGUAAAAUAUGUUAACUAUACUAACACUACAGUUGUAUUGCAUUGCAGUUCACAUGCAUUGCACAUUAAAACCGUUGCGUUUUCACCGGGACAAAGCCAACAUCAUGCAUGUUUACAUGUGAAAAGAAAUUAUGUAAUCAUACACUAUCUGAUUGUGAAAACAAUGAUGCUUAUUUCAAUCACUGACACCUACAAAGCCAAUUGGAAUUCCACUUAAAGUGCAAAACAUCUGAAUCACUUUAAUAGAUCCAUAGAAAUCAAAAUAGAUUAUGUAACACAAUGUCAAUCAAACUGAGCACCAUAUAUUAUACCAACUUUCUUGGUUAUUUAAGUUUUCAAAAAAAAUAAAAAAACACAACUUUUUGUUUUUAAUCUCCACUUAGAAGAUUGUUUAUUGAUCAUAACUUACUAACUAAACCGCAUUACAAUUAUUGUCUUUUUAUUUGCUUGGCCGUCCAGUUCUGACCAGGGGAGACUAAAAAGAAGUUAAGUUAGUUAAAUGUUAUUUAGUUAAGUUAGUUAAAUGACAAGUUAGUUAAAUUGUCAAUAUACAAUGUACAUUCAACUCUCUGCUGCAGUCGCAUGUGUUUUAUGAUUUUCUUCCUAAUUUUCUCUACAUUUGUAAAAAGUAGAAGGGCCUGAUUCAGAAUUCAGACUAUAUCCAUGAAUCUUAGAUUGUCUGUAUCUCCUUUGUUGCAUAUUUGUCUAUUUAACCCAUUUAUAAAAAUAAAAGAAUCAUUCUC
Messenger RNA from Cyprinus carpio (common carp), 3886 nucleotides. RefSeq names its product fibrous sheath CABYR-binding protein-like (gene bcas1). The record is from RefSeq and is a predicted model, not a curated record. Bases 372 to 2810 code for a protein of 812 amino acids. NCBI's taxonomy places the organism in Eukaryota, Metazoa, Chordata, Actinopteri, Cypriniformes, Cyprinidae. The transcript has 16 exons.